UUAGAAUUUUUUAAUUUCAGAUAGUAAGAUGUUUUUGUGUUCGUAGUCCUGUAUGUGCUGAGGGGGUUAGGGUGGAAUAAUGAAUUUAAUGGGAGAAGAACUAGACCAGAACUGUACUCCCCUUCUUACAUUCCAGGAAAGUUUGCAGAAGGUGUUCUCCACAAAGCUAGGUAGUCAAGCUUAUCAGAUGGCGGCCUCUCUUUCGCCUUUAGCUUCAAACAGACUGAGUUCCAUGUCAAGAUCUUUAAAGUCAGUUCUAGUAACUGGCGCUAUUGGAGUUGUAGUGUAUGUAUCUAUCUCCUGGAUGACCAGAAGAAGAAGAUCGGAAGAUAGGGGGUCAGGAGCUAGAACUAGGAGACCAAGGAACAAUUCAUUCAGAUCUGCAAAUGUUGCUAGCGAUUGUGGUUCGGUUUCAUCAACUCCUUACAGAAGUUACAACUGGAUUGAGCUGCAGAAACAUUCAGUAUCAGAUCAGGAGAGUAUUGUGAGUAGUGCUACCCUAGUGGACGGAACACAACUAGCUCCUCAGCAGCUCGGUUUAAUGGGUAUGGAAGCUCUUGAAACAGUAAUAGCAUACUGGGAGGAUGCUUUAGCAGCAUAUAAUCCUACAGCGACGAGUCUUGUUCUUACGACAAGCGAAGAAUCAGAAUUUCGACGAAGUGUUGAGGAAAUACUAGAUUUAGCCUACCAACUGCAGGAUAUGUCAGAAACACUAUUCAUUCACCAAAACUCUGUUCUUAAUAAACGUGAUGCAUUCCUUCAACAGAAACAGGAGAUGCAGAAAGUGGCUGAGCAGCGAAGAUCUCCAAGUAUAUCAAGAAGAACAACAGCUCUCAGUGUAUCAAGUCUGGAUGAUGUAAGCUUUGUCUCCGCUGAGGAUAGUAUCGCAGAUCUUAGAGAUUUUGACGAGAAUAAUGAACCUUUGGAUCUAGAUAAAUUGGUGUUGUACAAGGCAGCUUUAGAGGUACACGAAACCAGUGGAAUUCCAUACAGGGUAAUGCGAACUGAUUUUCUUGGCUGUGCUUCUGAUACAGAUUAUUUAGCUAAACUGCAUUGUCUUAGACUGGCUUUCAGAGAAAUAAUGAAGGAUAACGAACUAAGAGAGUGGUGGACAGACAACGGGAGAAUUAUUCUAGUUCAGUUAUUGGUGAAGUCUGAUAAGGACCCGAAAGAUUUCCUCAUUGCCUUCGAUGAUAUGAUAGAGUACCUGACAGGAGACGCAGUUGUUAAACAGAUGGAGGAAGAGCUUUCAUCCAGGAAUGUUCGGUGCAUUAAUUUCUACGAUGUUUGCUUAGAUUAUAUACUUAUUGACUCAUUCGAGGAUUUAGAAUCUCCGCCCAGCUCCGUCCUUGCAGUCAUGAAGAAUAGAUGGCUAUCAAACAGUUUUAAGGAGUCUGCUCUACAGACAGCGCUCUGGUCGGUAUUUCAGGCAAAAAGAAGACUUCUAGUGCAUCCGAAUGGGUUUAAAUCAAAAUUUUAUAAUGUGUCAGAAAUUUUAACGCCGUCCCUGGCGUGGGCGUUUUUUGGUCCUGAUGAGCAUUUAUGCAAAUUAAUGAACGAGUUUAAAACUGAGGUUUUAGGGUUUCUAGGAGAUAUAUUUAGUUUUGGUAGAGUUGAUUAUUCAAGUCUAGAGAAGCUCAGAGAAUCAGUGAUGACCGUUGCUCAAGAAAGAUUGGGAAGUGUUCAACGCAAACUUGAGGAAUGAUCUCAAUAUUAUAUCUGAAUCUAUGCACUAAAUAUAAAUGCAAUAUCUUUUACGCAGUUUCACAUACCUCCUGGACUUUUUACUAGACUAUUUUACAUCACUUUAAUUUUGAUUCUUAACACUGUAUAAUCUUAAACUAAUCUUUCGGUUUCGUACUGCAGUGAUCUGCAGUACACUAACCUUAGAAAUAGUGGAUUUUAGUGAAGAAUGACGUAAUAACUUAAAGGAACUUGCUCUUGUUUGCAAGGAAAUUUAGAAAUACAAAAGCUGUAGUGGUUUUUAGCUUCGUUUCUCUAUAAAACUUUACUUACUGUAGUCUCAAAAUUAGCCGGUUAUUGUACAAAGUAAUUGUAAACAUGGUCACAUGACAACAUUAAAAUUAAAGCUGUUUUGGAUAUGUCUGAAUUUAAAUGCUUUAAAACUUAUUAAAAACUGUUUUGAAAUACUGUUUCAGGAGCUUUCAAUAUUCAUUUUCUAACGUUUAUACUUGUUAAGCCUUUCCAGAACAUUUAUCUUAUUUUUUCUUCAUUCUCUGUUCUUAAAGAUUGUUAACAAGUCGCUUUAUGUAAAAUAUUAUUUAUUUGUUGAUGAAUGUUGAUGAUAUUUGUCAAUAAAAUGCAAACAGUUA
This is a messenger RNA of Eurytemora carolleeae, 2333 nucleotides long. RefSeq names its product mitoguardin (gene Miga). The coding region runs from base 80 to 1705 and encodes 541 amino acids. The transcript has 24 exons. Lineage: Eukaryota; Metazoa; Arthropoda; Copepoda; Calanoida; Temoridae. Gene Ontology annotation, biological process: mitochondrial fusion. The record is from RefSeq and is a predicted model, not a curated record.